AUGGCUGCUGACGGCAAGCCGUUCGAGCUGCCGUUCGGACAGAACGUCAGCGGCGCGCUGUCACAGGACUCAGUCACCGUGGCCGGCAUCACCGUCAACAACAUCACGUUCGGCGAGAUCACGUCCGUGUGGUCCGACUGGUACAACAACCUGCCGCAGUCCGGCGUCGUCGGCCUGGGUCCGGCCGACUCUGUGCUGGACGUACUGGCCGCGGAGGGCCACAUCCCGGGCCGCCAGUUCGGUCUCUGGCUGGGCCGUGACCCGGCCGGAGGAGAGCUGACCCUGGGCGGCCUGAACGGGCGCCGGUUCAGCAGCACGCUGACCUGGGCUGAACUGCUGCCCACCGCCAAACGCCAGUGGACGGUGACCGCUGAGCAGGUCUCCUUCGAGGGCCGCCCCGAGCUGGGUCUGUGCCCAGACGGCUGCUCCGUGGCUCCCAUCAGCACCACGCCCUUCUUCCUGCUGUCCAACACCAACGCCGACGCCGUGAACGCCAUGCUCGGCGGCACGGCGUUCGGCGCGGCCGGCGCCGUGGCGCUCGACUGCCGGACGCUGCACAAGCUGCCGAACAUCACCAUCAGCGUCCAGGGGCGGGCCAUGCCGCUGUCGCCGCUCGAGUACACCUUCCACCUGCUCUUCCCCAACCACAUGCAGAUGUGCAUCUCGGGUUUCCUCGGCGUCAGUCACCUGGACAACAGCACCAUGAUGCUGGGCACACUCUUCAUGCAGAAGUACUACACCGCUUACGAUGCCGAAAACGGCCUGCUAGGGUUCGCCGAUAGCGUUUGA
Molecule: messenger RNA, 789 nt
Organism: Amphibalanus amphitrite
Lineage: Eukaryota; Metazoa; Arthropoda; Thecostraca; Balanomorpha; Balanidae
Product: cathepsin D-like
Exons: 2
Coding region: 1-789 (262 amino acids)
Biological process (GO): proteolysis
Molecular function (GO): aspartic-type endopeptidase activity
Source: RefSeq, a predicted model, not a curated record